UUACUUUAAACAGGGGAAGAUCUUGGAGAAGACUGGAAUUUGCAGUCAAAUCACUUUUGGUCGAUAUAUGCGAAGGGGGAGGAGACUAGCCGUGGAUCCAAAGCUCUUUAUCCAGGAUCUGCAGUUUAAGAAAGUACCUGUGAGGGUUUAUCAGCCUACAGCUCCAUCCGAUGGGCGAAGAAGAGAUACCUAUGAAAAAGUAUGCCGCUACAUAGCCAGAGAAAGUGAAUCGGUAGUUGUAUCUGUUGAGUACCGUUUAGCUCCUGAGCACAAGUACCCUGCCGCAUAUGAAGACUGUCUUAAUGCCACCCUACACUUCAUGAAGAAUAUCGAGCACUAUGGGGUGGAUCCUGCCCACAUAAUUGUCAGUGGGGACAGUGCUGGGGGCAAUCUAGCAGCUGCUGUUAGCCAAACCCUUGCAAGCAGAUCAGACCUCCCAAAACUACGGGCACAGAUCCUGAUCUACCCAGGUCUUCAGGCUCUGGAUUUCAAUUUACCUUCCUAUCAGCAAAAUCGGGCAGUCCCUCUCCUCCUCAGAGAACGUGCUGCUUUCUUUGCCUUGCAGUACCUAAACGGGGAUGCAUCGCAUGUAGAAGAGGUCUUGGAAGGCUCUCACAUUCCUGCAGAUGUUAGGUUGAAGUAUAGGAAGUGGGUGAGUGCAGAUAAUAUCCCUGAAGAGUUUAAGGUCAGAGGUGUCAAGACGCUUGUGCCCACGGAUUGCAUAGCUGAAGUCUAUGAGUCAGUGAAAAGGUUCUGUGAGCCCAACCUGUGUCCGCUUUUAGCUGAAGAUGCCAUCGUUCUCCAGCAGCCUGAGUCUUUCAUCUUGACGUGCGAGUACGACGUGCUGAGAGACGACGGUCUGCUGUACAAGAAGAGAUUAGAGGACAACGGUGUCCCAGUGACAUGGUACCACAUUGAGGAUGGGUUCCAUGGGAUCAUAAGCCUACAUGAUUACUGUGGGUUUUCAUUUCCAGCUGGGAAAAGGGGACUGGACAGCAUAGUUAACUUCAUAAAAGGCUUAGAAUAGGCAUCUUACAUUCCAGGAGUCUAUUAAUGCUGCAAUCUAGGAAAAUAUCUUUUUAGGAUACCUAGCAUCAAGUGAUGGAUGGGUAGUCAGUCAA
This is a messenger RNA of Tinamus guttatus (white-throated tinamou), 1121 nucleotides long. NCBI's taxonomy places the organism in Eukaryota, Metazoa, Chordata, Aves, Tinamiformes, Tinamidae. The record is from RefSeq and is a predicted model, not a curated record.